GGCGGGGCAGGGCUGGGCUUGGCGCAGGCGCACAGCUCUGGCCGAGCAACAUGGCGAACCUAGCGCCUCAACCCAGCAAGAGAAAGCGCGAGCCAGAGGCGGAGGAGGCGGAAGCCGCCGGCAUAGAAGAAAAGGGAACGGGAGUUGGGAAUGGUACCUCUGCCCCUGUGCGCUUACCGUUCUCCGGCUUUAGAGUGAAAAAAGUGCUGAGGGAGUCUGCGAGGGACAAAAUCAUUUUUCUCCAUGGGAAGGUGAAUGAGACCUCUGGGGAUGGAGAUGGAGAUGGAGAGGAUGCUGUUGUGAUCCUAGAGAAGACACCGUUUCAGGUAGAGCAGGUGGCCCAGCUCCUGAAGGGCAACCCAGAGCUCCAGUUGCAGUUCUCCAAUGAUAUCUACAGCACUUAUCACCUGUUUCCUCCACGGCAGCUGAGUGACGUGAAGACAACUGUGGUUUACCCUGCCACAGAGAAGCACCUGCAGAAGUACCUGCGCCAGGACCUCCGCCUGGUCCGAGAGACGGGAAGCGAUUACAGGAACAUCACCUUACCCCACCUGGAGUCCCAGAGCCUCAGCAUCCAGUGGGUGUACAACAUUCUGGAUAAGAAGGCGGAAACCGACCGGAUUGUUUUUGAGAACCCACAUCCCUCCGAUGGCUUUGUCCUCAUCCCCGAUCUCAAGUGGAAUCAACAGCAGCUUGAUGACCUGUACCUGAUCGCCAUUUGCCAUCGCCGCGGCAUCCGAUCGCUUCGGGACCUCACUCCAGAGCACCUGCCGCUGCUCAGGAAUAUCCUCCGGGAGGGCCAGGAGGCCAUCCUGCAGCGCUACCAGGUGAAGGGGGACCAGCUCCGCGUGUACCUGCAUUACCUGCCUUCCUACUACCAUCUGCACGUGCACUUCACGGCCCUGGGCUUCGAGGCCCCCGGCACAGGCGUGGAGCGGGCUCAUCUGUUAGCGGACGUGAUCGAGAACCUGGAGUGUGAUCCGGACUACUACCAGCGGCGCACCCUCACCUUCGCCCUCAGGGCUGAUGACCCACUGCUCGGGCUCUUGCAGGAGGCCCAGACAAGCUGAGUCCAACCCCGGGGCUGCCCGGCAAAGAGCACAGAUGUGUGGGAUUGGGGACGGGGGUGGGAGGGACCUGGGGAAGGGCUCGGGACUUUUAGCACCAAGUGAAUUUUUUUAAAAAAAUGUAUUUUGUACUGGCUUAUUCCUAGGAUGUGAAUAAAGUAUUAGUCUCCUUU
Mustela erminea (ermine) is the source of this 1240-nucleotide messenger RNA. RefSeq names its product decapping enzyme, scavenger (gene DCPS). Gene Ontology annotation, biological process: deadenylation-dependent decapping of nuclear-transcribed mRNA. The record is from RefSeq and is a predicted model, not a curated record. Gene Ontology annotation, molecular function: RNA 7-methylguanosine cap binding; hydrolase activity. The transcript has 6 exons. Lineage: Eukaryota; Metazoa; Chordata; Mammalia; Carnivora; Mustelidae. Gene Ontology annotation, cellular component: P-body; nucleus. The coding region runs from base 51 to 1070 and encodes 339 amino acids.